Messenger RNA from Fundulus heteroclitus (mummichog), 724 nucleotides. RefSeq names its product achaete-scute homolog 5. Gene Ontology annotation, molecular function: protein dimerization activity; DNA-binding transcription factor activity, RNA polymerase II-specific; RNA polymerase II transcription regulatory region sequence-specific DNA binding. The record is from RefSeq and is a predicted model, not a curated record. The coding region runs from base 206 to 724 and encodes 172 amino acids. The transcript is spliced from 2 exons. Gene Ontology annotation, biological process: developmental process; regulation of transcription by RNA polymerase II. Lineage: Eukaryota; Metazoa; Chordata; Actinopteri; Cyprinodontiformes; Fundulidae.
CAGUCUGUCCCUCUCUCUCUAACGCACACCUGUGGGGGCGGAGCUUCAGCAGGUAAAGGCUGAGCUUUCUAUGCUGCAGUCAGAGAGGAGCUGAAGGACGACCCGCUGCAGCUGCAUCUGAAGGUGAGACACGCGGUGACCAGCAUGAACCUUCUCUGAUCCGUCCAGGUGUCCUCUUCCCUGAUUGGUCCGUGCUGAUUACACGAUGAGCUCCGCCUUCUCUCAGUCGCUCUUUGAUCGCUUUGGUGUGUCUCCCCCUGUUGGACUGGAGGACCGUAGCAGGUCUCAGCACUCAGACUCUCUGCCCACCUCAGUGCCCAUCCUCUUCUACCCCCCCACUAUGGACGCCUCCACCCUCAGCCUUUAUAAGGGCCCUUUGAGAGGCCCCGGCGGCAUCCUGCCCUACCUGUCCCCGUUCCACCACCACGGACACUUCAGUGUCUACGAGUGUCCGUUUGAGCCAGCGUUCAUCCAGAAGCGUAAUGAGCGUGAGCGCCAGCGUGUGAAGUGCGUGAACCAGGGCUAUGCCAAGCUACGGGACCACCUCCCGGGUCAGAGCGCCGACAAGAGGCUCAGCAAGGUGGAGACGCUGCGCGCCGCCAUCAGGUACAUCAAGUACCUGCAGAGGCUGGUGGAGAUGGAGGAAGGAGGCCAUGAGGAGGCGGAGUCCGUCAGGGAAUCGCUGUCUGGACCAGACAGAGGAGGAGAGACGCCGGCAUGUUGA